CGCCAAGCCCUUUGGGACAAGGAUCGUUUCUUCCAAGCUACUGAGGACAGCUUAGAAUAGCUUCACUUCUACACACUGCUUUAUGGCAAUUGCUGGACAGUCCCCUAUUGUGCUGUCCAACCCCCCAAUUUAAGCGAUCUUUGCGUGCCUUAACGAUGCGUCGUUCCAUGACGCUAUCCUCGCAAUGGGCAGCAUUUUUUGUGUUGUUCUCAGCACUGUGUUGCUUGUUUACUCCAACUGGUACAGUGUGCCCUCAUAUUUCUUGCCCUAAUUUAGUACUGAUUUGGUUCUCCAGUGGCUGUAAAAUAUGAGAAUUUCAAGACCUGCGAUCAGGCGGGCUUCUGCAAACGAAAUCGAGCGUAUGCUGAUGCAGCAAAGGCCACCGGAUGGCAGGCUCCUUUUCAACUAGUGCCAGAGUCCUUGAGUUGGAAAGAUGGGCAACUAAAAGGCACGAUUCUGAAGACGAUCAACAAAGCUGGUGAGACGGUCCGGUUACCUGCCACCAUUACAUUUUUGGAAUCAGGAUCAGCGAGAGUGACAAUCGACGAGGAGAAGCGUCAAAAGGGCGAAAUUGAGUUGAGGCACAACAGUACUGCACGAAAGGAACGAUACAAUGAGGCCGAAUCCUGGGUUAUUGUUGGGGGGCUCGAUGCCAGCACCACAGCUAGCGAAUCAAGGGAAUCUACACAGACCAUCAUCACCUACGGCCCGGAAGGUAAAUUUGAGGCUGUCGUCACAUUCGCUCCUUUCGGUAUUGAAUUCAAGCGAGACGGUUCCACGCAAGUUAAGCUCAACGACCGCGGAUUGUUGAACGUGGAGCACUGGAGACCAAAGGUUGAAAAGGUUGAGGCCGAGAAGAAGGAGGGUGAAGAGACUCCUGCUGCUGAGGUCGAAAAGACUGAAGAUGAUAGCACGUGGUGGGACGAGUCGUUUGGUGGACAAACGGACAGCAAGCCUAAAGGACCGGAAAGUGUGUCCCUUGACAUUACCUUCCCUGGUUAUGACCAUGUAUAUGGUAUUCCAGAGCAUGCGGGACCAUUGUCUCUCAAACAGACUCGUGGGGGAACCAACAACCACGAGGACCCUUACCGUUUAUAUAACGCUGAUGUUUUCGAAUAUAUUAUGGAUAGUCCAAUGACUCUCUAUGGUGCUAUUCCAUUUAUGCAAGCACACAAGAAGGACUCAACAGUUGGAAUCUUCUGGCUCAACGCGGCAGAGACUUGGAUCGAUAUCAUCAAGGAAACGGAGGCUCAUAACCCUCUCAGUCUUGGCAUCGGCUCCGGGACUGACACCAAGACUCACUGGUUCUCUGAAAGUGGAUUGAUUGAUGUUUUCGUAUUCCUUGGACCAACACCUAAGGAUGUCAUCAAGACAUACAGUGAGCUCACUGGAACCACUCAACUCCCUCAGGAGUUUUCCAUUGCCUAUCACCAGUGCCGAUGGAAUUAUAAUACAGACGAGGAUGUCAAGGAUGUUGACAGAAAGAUGUCAAAGCAUCAGAUUCCUUAUGAUGUUAUCUGGCUCGAUAUUGAAUACACUGAUGACAAACAAUACUUCACUUGGGAUUCUCUUUCUUUCCCUAACCCCGUUGGUAUGCUUGAGCAACUUAACCAAACUGAGAGAAAACUUGUUGCUAUCAUUGAUCCUCAUAUUAAGAACAAGGAGGGAUACAAGGUUUCCGAGGAUUUGAAGAAGAAGGAUCUUGCUGUUCACAACAAAGAUGGAAACAUCUACGAGGGUUGGUGCUGGCCAGGCUCAUCUCAUUGGAUUGAUUGCUUCAACCCCGCCGCGAUUAAAUGGUGGAUCAGUCUUUUCAAAUACGACAUAUUUAAGGGAAGCAUGUCCAACGUUUUCAUUUGGAACGAUAUGAACGAGCCUUCUGUUUUUAACGGCCCAGAGACUACCAUGCCAAAGGACAACUUGCACCAUGGUAACUGGGAGCAUCGUGAUGUCCACAAUCUCAACGGGAUGACAUUCCACAAUGCAACAUACCAAGCCAUGCUUGAGCGAAAGAAGGGCGAGAUCCGACGUCCAUUUGUCUUGACUCGUUCUUACUUUGCUGGUAGUCAACGUGUUGGAGCCAUGUGGACUGGUGAUAACCAAGCCAGCUGGGAUCAUCUUGCUGCUGGUUUUCCCAUGAUCCUCAACAACGGUAUCGCAGGUUAUCCAUUCGCCGGUGCUGAUGUGGGAGGAUUUUUUGGAAACCCCGAAAAAGAUCUACUCACUAGAUGGUACCAAGCUGGUGCCUUCUAUCCAUUCUUCCGUGGGCACGCUCAUAUUGAUACCCGCCGGAGAGAGCCAUAUCUCAUUGGCGAGCCAUACACCGGUAUUAUUACUCAAGCCUUACGUCUCCGUUAUUCUCUUCUUCCUGCUUGGUAUACUGCUUUCCACGAGGCUAGUGUCGAUGGCACACCUAUCAUCCGCCCUCAUUACUUCGUCUAUCCAAGUGAUGAGGCUGGUUUUGCUCUCGACGAUCAAUUCUUCGUUGGUGGUACCGGACUUCUCGCCAAGCCUGUUGUCAAGGAGGGUGCAACCACUGUCGAUAUUUACCUUCCCGAUGAAGAAAUUUACUACGAUUACUUCAACUAUGAGACAUGCUCUGGUAAAGGAUCAAACACCAUCCAGGCACCUCUUGAAAAAGUCCCUCUAUUGAUGCAAGGAGGUCACGUCAUCCCCCGCAAAGACCGUCCCAGACGAAGCAGUGGACUUAUGAAAUGGGAUCCUUAUACUCUUGUCGUUGUCCUCAACAAAGCUGGAACAGCCUCAGGAGAGCUCUACGUUGAUGAUGGAGAGACUUUCAAUUACCAACUGGGUGCUUAUAUUAAGCGCGCCUUCGAGUACAAGGACGGUGUCCUUUCGAGUACCGAUAGCGGUACCAAGGGUAAAUUGACUGACAAAUAUCUCAAGACGAUGAAGACAGUUGGUAUAGAAAAGAUUAUCGUUGUUGGUGCCCCAAAGAACUGGGAGGCUAAGAAGAGUGUCAAGGUUGGAAAAGGAGAUGCUAAUUUCGAAUUCCAUGCUGAGGAAGGAAAAUCGGCUGCUUGGGCCGUUGUCAAGAACCCUGCCAUCCAGAUUGGUGAGGACUGGACGAUUGAGUUCUAGAGUGUAGAUUGGAGGUGGGAGGGUUUGUUUAGCGAUAUGAAUGAUAGAUUUGGUGUGUAAAGAUAUUAUUUGAAAUGAUUCCAGUUCA
This is a messenger RNA of Hymenoscyphus albidus, 3190 nucleotides long. Lineage: Eukaryota; Fungi; Ascomycota; Leotiomycetes; Helotiales; Helotiaceae. The record is from the annotation of a GenBank genome assembly.